UGGAAUUCCGGUAAAUUAGUAAAAAGAGUAAAAAGAGCGUUCAUUGAGAAAGCAGCUUGGAGUUGCUCGAAGUAGCUUUGACAGUUAUUUGUUGACAAAAAAUACGAGCUAGUACAACCAACCCCGAGCAAGUUCGAUCAAAGUCAUUGAACACAGCUAUUGUGAGUGAAUGUAACAAGGAUUCGGUAAUCGUCCAGCGCGAUUUUAAAACUUUUAUUUUUCCGGUUCGAUUGCGCGUUACAUUCAGCCAAAAUGCAACUGCUGAAAACCCCCCGGUGGUUAUUUGGUGCACGAGCAUCGUUUAGUUCCAAGUCGAAAUUCGUACCAGCUCACGAACCCGCCUUGGAAAGUGAUCUUCAUCGGCUGGAGAAAUUUCUCGAGGAUAAACCACACAUUCUGGUGCUGACCGGAGCCGGGAUCUCUACGGAGUCAGGUAUACCAGAUUACCGAUCGGAAGGUGUUGGCCUGUACGCCCGGUCCAAUCAUAAGCCGAUUCAGCAUGGAGAUUUCAUCAAGUUUGAAUCCGUACGCAAACGCUAUUGGGCGCGAAACUACGUGGGCUGGCCUAGGUUUUCCGCAAUUGCUCCUAACGUGACGCAUUACACAUUGGCGAGGUUAGAACGGGAACAACGCAUAUCGGGUAUUGUGACCCAGAACGUCGAUAAGCUUCACACGAAGGCAGGCUCCAUGAGUGUCGUUGAGCUUCAUGGCAGUGGUUAUAACGUAAUCUGUGUAGGCAAAACGGGGAAAGGAUGCGAUUAUCAUAUCCCUAGGCACGAAUUCCAAAACAUAUUAGAUCAGAUGAAUCCUCACAUGGAGGACAUGUCAACGGUGAUGCGGCCGGAUGGAGACGUAGAGCUGCCUCAGGAGUACGUAGAAAACUUCAAAAUACCUCCCUGCCCGGAGUGCGGAGGUGCCCUGAAACCGGAAAUUGUAUUCUUCGGUGACAAUGUUCCGAUGCCACGAAUCGAGCGAGUUGUGCGGAUGAUAAUCGAGUCGGAUGGCGUUUUGGUGCUCGGUUCUAGUCUUACCGUUUUCUCCGGCUAUCGGAUCGUGCUUCAAGCGAAAGAGCUGGGGCUACCUGUGGCAAUAGUUAAUAUAGGAGAUACGCGUGGCGAUCCGAAAGCUGAUCUGAAAAUUUCUGCCAGAUGCGGAGAACUUAUGCAGAAUUUGUUCAAAAAGUGAAACGUUGGAUUGCAGUUGCAGAUACUCAAGCUAUGAUUUUGAGGUAGAUUACUACCAAAAAGGUUUGUUUUGUAAUUAAAGAGACAGCGAAGCACGCAAAAAAAGCAAAUUAUACUAAAUGACAUCAGUAUAACUGAAAUAUGUGUAAAUAUAAUAGGGAAAUUACAAAAUCUUUUAAACAAAUAAAGACAGAAUGUUUGAGAAUGUUUUAAACCA
This is a messenger RNA of Aedes aegypti (yellow fever mosquito), 1401 nucleotides long. It is a transcript of the gene Sirt4, whose product is annotated as NAD-dependent protein deacylase Sirt4. NCBI's taxonomy places the organism in Eukaryota, Metazoa, Arthropoda, Insecta, Diptera, Culicidae. Gene Ontology annotation, molecular function: NAD-dependent protein lysine deacetylase activity; NAD+ binding. The transcript is spliced from 2 exons. The record is from RefSeq and is a predicted model, not a curated record. Bases 253 to 1185 code for a protein of 310 amino acids.